AUGGGGCACAUCCUACGGAGUGGAGGUCAACUGAUCUCCCAAGUCGGACGACAAGCCACGUUUUCUCAGAAGCCAUCGAGACACCACCUUCUCUCGCCACUUUACACACACACUCCAUUCUUUUCAAGGAUCUCUGCGAGGUCUCUUACCACGAAAGCCACCGAGUAUCUCCCUUCCUCCAAUCCCGACUGGACCGAAUCUCAGAUCACCGUGCGUGAAUCUAUAGCCAAAAUUUGCUCCGACUUCCCCGACGAUUACUGGCUAAAGCUCGAUCAAUCCAAAGCUUUCCCAACCGAUUUCCAGCAGGCUCUUGCCAGAGAUGGCUGGUUGGGCAUCUGUCUGCCUACAGAAUUUGGCGGCGCGGCGCUGGGGAUCUCCGAAGCUGCGGUGAUGAUGCAGACUAUCUCAGAAUCCGGAGCGGGCAUGGGCGGCGCCAGUUCAGUGCAUAUGAAUAUCUUUGGACUUGAGCCGGUGGUAAAGUUUGGGAGUGAGGAGCAGAAAACGAGAUUCUUACCACCGUUGAUUGAAGGAAAGGAACGGGCUUGCUUUGGGGUCACUGAGCCGAAUAGCGGCCUUGAUACGCUCAAGUUGAGAUCGAUGGCGACGAAAGAUGGCGAUCAUUAUAUCUUGAAGGGUUCAAAGGUUUGGAUAUCUACCGCGCAGAAUGCGGAGAAGAUUCUUAUCCUUGUUAGAACCACGCCUGUGGAUAAGGUUGCCAAACCUUCGCUGGGGCUUUCGCUGUUCUAUACGGACCUGGAUAGAUCGCAGGUUGAAGUCACGGAAAUUCCGAAGAUGGGUCGUGCGGCCGUGGACACGAAUACUCUUUUCUUUGAAGACUGGAGGGUCCCUGCAGAGGAUAUGAUUGGCGAAGAGGACAAUGGCUUUAAGAUGAUCAUGCACGGUAUGAAUGCGGAGCGCAUUCUGAUUGCCGCCGAGGCGUUGGGCUUGGGAUACGCUGCUCUUAGAAGAGCAGCGGUGUAUGCGAGUGAGAGACAGGUGUUCGGUCGGCCCAUUGGAAAGAACCAAGGCAUUCAGCACCCUCUUGCGGACUCUUGGAUGCAGCUUGAAGCUGCGAGAUUGAUGGUAUAUCAGGCUGCGAGGCUGUACGACGCCGGCCACGCGACUGGCGAGUAUGCCAAUGCCGCCAAGUAUCUCGCUGCGGAAGCGGCGUUCCGGGCAUGUGAGCGGGCUGUUAUGUCCCACGGUGGAAUGGGAUAUGCCAAAGAAUACCAUGUUGAGAGAUAUCUAAGAGAAUCAUUUAUCCCACGCAUUGCGCCGGUCAGCAGGGAGAUGAUUCGAAAUUAUAUCGGCGAAAGGGUUUUGGGCCUCCCUAAAUCAUACUGA
Coccidioides posadasii C735 delta SOWgp is the source of this 1344-nucleotide messenger RNA. RefSeq lists its product as uncharacterized. The record is from RefSeq and is a predicted model, not a curated record. Gene Ontology annotation, molecular function: acyl-CoA dehydrogenase activity; flavin adenine dinucleotide binding. NCBI's taxonomy places the organism in Eukaryota, Fungi, Ascomycota, Eurotiomycetes, Onygenales, Onygenaceae.